AUGAUUUUGCUCAAUCACACUGUGCGACGACCUUCUCCGUCACUUCUGAAGACAUUACCUACAGUCACAAAAAUGCCGUUAGAUCAAAAAGAAAAUUUGACUUACCUGUUUACUCGGUCACCCGGUGAUCACUUUUUACCUUUAUAUAUCACACUUUCUGCUUUUCUUCUUCCUGGAAAAAAAAGGGAUGAAGUUUCGAAAAUGGCUGAAAAUUUAGCUUUACAAGAAGCGCCUUCGGCCGGUUCGAAAACCAGCGAGCAUUUAAUCCGGUUGGUUUCUCAUGAACCGGUUAAUGUCAAUUGCGGUGAGAUAGCUGAUUUUACGGUUUUAAAGUUUAAGAAGGUUAUUUCUAUGAUGGACGGGACCGGUCAUGCCCGGUUCCGCCAUGGUCCGGUUCAGAUUCCGGUUCCGGCACAAGCUGGGAAACUUCCUAUCACCGGAAAACGUUGCAGUGAGCAUUCCGGCAAGUGUCGCUGCAAAAAGAGAAAAUUCCGUCCUAAGAAAGUGAUGAGAAUCCCGGCGAUAAGUUCAAGGAUUGCCGAUAUACCGGCAGAUGAGUUUUCAUGGAAGAAGUAUGGGCAGAAGCCGAUCAAGGGUUCAGUAUAUCCAAGGGGUUAUUAUAAGUGUAGUAGCUUACGUGGAUGUCCAGCAAGGAAACAUGUAGAGAGGGCAAUGGAUGAUCCAACGAUGCUGAUUGUGACUUAUGAAGGGGAACAUUGUCAUACACAAGUUGCGAUGCAGGAGAAUAAUUCUCAAAUGGUAGACAAGAAGAAGGAAUGAAAUGAAAGGUAGAUGUAGGGAGGGAAAAGUUGUAGGGUGUUUUUGUAGUUUGGAUGUAGUAGAGGGGUGAAAAUGAUAUUUGGGGAAAGUUAGUGGUUAAAAAGAAUAGAGAGUAGAAAGUUAUGGGAUUGGUUUGUUAUGUAAAUUUGGAAAGAUUUUAGGGGUUGAAAGAGAAAAAUAGAGAAGAAGAGCAAAUUAACCACGAUAAUGUGCGAUAUCAUCGUAAAUAAAAAGAUUACAAGUUGGUUCCACAGAGUUCAAUAUAUAUAUAUUUUAUUUUAUUUUUUGUUCA
Molecule: messenger RNA, 1072 nt
Organism: Solanum dulcamara
Lineage: Eukaryota; Viridiplantae; Streptophyta; Magnoliopsida; Solanales; Solanaceae
Product: probable WRKY transcription factor 17
Exons: 4
Coding region: 1-780 (259 amino acids)
Biological process (GO): regulation of DNA-templated transcription
Molecular function (GO): sequence-specific DNA binding; DNA-binding transcription factor activity
Source: RefSeq, a predicted model, not a curated record